Messenger RNA from Zerene cesonia (dogface butterfly), 2693 nucleotides. RefSeq names its product Kv channel-interacting protein 1. Gene Ontology annotation, molecular function: calcium ion binding. Lineage: Eukaryota; Metazoa; Arthropoda; Insecta; Lepidoptera; Pieridae. The record is from RefSeq and is a predicted model, not a curated record. Bases 527 to 1162 code for a protein of 211 amino acids. The transcript is spliced from 7 exons.
CGCCCGUCCCCGGGCGAACGUAAAAGGGCGCGAGGUUGUCGUCGUUUCGAUCGAUAGCGUCGACGGCGGAUUGAAAAACAAUAUCGUAAUAACCACUUACGCUACUUACUGUUACGCCAUGAAUAAAAAAUGCCCAAUUAAUUCCUUUUAGCGUUAUAAAUGCAAUCGAUAGCGCUUAAUCAUUGCAAAUUACGGACUAUCCUGUGUAACAGAUUGGAGUGGGAAGGGCUACGAUAGAUUCAUAAUGUCGCACAAUAAUUAAUAUGUAAUUCAAAUCCUGCGAGAUGAGUGAAUUUUUAAUUUUUAUUCGCGUUUAACGUAAACUGGGGUGUUGUGUGAUUUGGGAAUAUACUUCUAGCUGUAUUGUUAUUCGACAUCAACGAAAAUAAACGACAAUCCACAGCUACAUCAUCUGUCACAUUGCAAUGUCACAAUGUGCACAGAUUAAACAGCGUCACAGAUUAUCAAAGUGUCAUAGACUAAAAUGAUUAGUGCUGUAGUGAUGUGCUAAAAUUAAGUUUCUAUAAUGGCAACGCCCCCGGAAUCUCCUGUGGAGGAACACGCCUAUGAGUUGGAACCGAACCGUGCGCCAAAACCUAUACCUGUGGCGUUGGAAGAAUUGUGUAGGCAAACUAAAUUUUCUAAACAGGAAAUUCGAGUCAUGUACAGAGGAUUUAAAACGGAGUGUCCCGAAGGCGUGGUGCACGAGGAAUCAUUCAAAGACAUUUAUGCGAAGUUCUUUCCCCACGGCAAUUCAGCGCUGUACGCCCAUUACGUGUUUAAAGCAUUUGACGUGAACUGCAGCGGCGCUAUAAGUUUCAGGGAACUACUAGUUACCCUGUCUACGCUGCUACGCGGUUCGGUCUACGAGCGCCUACGCUGGGCGUUCCGCCUCUACGACGUAGAUGGGGACGGCGCUAUCACCAGACAGGAACUGGGCGAGGUGGUGGUGGCGGUGCACGAGCUGCUGGGGCGAAGAGCGCCACCUGGCUCACCAGCCGCUAGGAUAGAUGACGCUAAGGCUAAUGAACAGGUCGACCGCGUGUUCAGAAAGCUGGACUUGAACCAAGAUGGCGUCAUUACCAUUGAGGAGUUUCUAGAAUCGUGCCUGAAGGAUGACGUCAUCACUCGUUCACUCCAAAUGUUCGAUACAGGACUAUGACGUCAGAGUGAUACAGCGCGCGAAACUAGGCUGGUCCGCAAGCGGGCGCCCCGGCUCGCGCCGUGCGGGUGCCGCGCGGGCGUGCUGCGCAGCCUCGCCGCCGCGUGCCGCGCGCGCGCACCCCACUACCUCGCCGCGGUGGAACGCUUCUACGUGCGCGUGCUGCGGCCGAAGAUCAAGAGCGUUUUGAUUUUCCAGUUCUAGGCCUGGCUGUGCGUACUUCGUCGUGUCGUGAGUCGCGAGAUUUGGGGGUCGUGGGGGUUGUGGGGCUCUUGACCCCUUUACUGCUAGAUGGCAAGUUCUUUCGCGCGUGUAUGUACGGCUGACGUUUUGUGGGAGGCGUUGUGAGCAUCUUGUUAGUUAUGAUUGAAUUCACAUGCGUGGUUGUUGGGGGUCACGAGACGCUUGGGGGCUCGCUAUCGUCUUUACCCAAUAAACAUAGAAACAAAAGUGUAGCUUGAUCUGAUUUUCCAGUUUUGACGCGGAUAUUAAAUGUAUGAAUUUUGUUAUUUGUGAGGCAUAUUUAGAGGUGUAAUGAAAUCUCAUAUCCUCAAUGAAGUCAUAUUCUACUGCAAAGAUGUUUUAAGGAUGUAUGUGAAAGGGAUCCUGACUCCCGUUAUUCGAAUAUACGCAUUGGUCUCAACCUAUAUCAUUCCAGUCUAUCAUAUCCACCAUUUUACCUCAUUAAGGCAGCGAUAACCUGUUCUUGCAUAUAUUUGACGUCAGGGGUCAAAGGGUCAAGGGGCUCGUGACAGGCUCCCACUUGCAACCAUGAAUGUGAAUCAUUCAUUCAUUGUAUCUCAUUUUCUAGUUUCAAUACCGAUUGGGCUACAACUUCUUGGAAAGGGGUCAUACGGCUUAUGACUGUCAUUGUUCCUCACUUGGAGUUCACACUUUAAAUUGACAGUUGUAUUCUUUAUUUCAAAUAUAUUGGAAUAUAUAUCAUUUCAUUGUGCUAAGGUUGCUGAUUAUGACCUCCUGUAUGCAUGAAGAUACAUGUGUGUUUUCUGGGUUAAUUAGUUCAGGGGCAGGAUACCCCCCACAUAACGUUAAGCCCGACUUGAAGUCAAAAUGAGAAUCUUAAAAAAUACGGGAAUAUAUUAAACUACCAUUAUUCUGAUUAAAAAUAUGUAUUACAAUUUGAUACGUCACCCGAUUAUUUUUAAUUUUCCAUAUAACUUGCUCUUAUAAUGAUUUUUUGUGUUACUUUAAUAAACCAGAACAAUAAGCCUAACGAAUCAGCCCAGUCACUCUUAAAACGUUUACCACGACCGGCGCCACACACGCGUACAUUGAUUUUGAUUAUAAAUUAUUGUUCGUCAAGGUUUGUUACGGAUAUUAUGAAAAACCAGAAACAACUAUCAAAAAUACCAUAGUACAUCUUUUCCACAGUAGGACAACACUGACAGUUACGUGCGAGCCAAUGCACUACUGAAUAAAAUCUACUGUGGUCUGUGGUCCGUCGAUGUGCCGUCGACCCUAUUUUAAUUAUAUUUCAGGUGUUUGUAUAACUCAUACGCAAAUUUUUAAC